Messenger RNA from Naegleria gruberi, 348 nucleotides. RefSeq lists its product as uncharacterized. The coding region runs from base 1 to 348 and encodes 115 amino acids. The transcript has a single exon. The record is from RefSeq and is a predicted model, not a curated record. Lineage: Eukaryota; Heterolobosea; Eutetramitea; Acrasida; Naegleriidae.
AUGUCAGGUAAUAACAAGAAAGGAACUCUUCCUUGGUUUUUUAAAGACAUUAAUUCAACUCAUUUAAACUUUGAAGGAGACUUUGACAGAGAGCAACAAGAGGAUGUAAUAGUUGAUAAAAGCUUGGGAGAAACGAACAAAAAAAGACAAGUUGAGGAAUUUGGAAUUACAUUAGUUGCUGAGGAAGAUAAGAAAUGUUCAAAUGAAAUUAGUGAUGCCAUCUCAUUACAAACAAUUGAAUUGAAACAACUCGAAGGACAAAACUUGCCUGAAGGUGAACGAUUAACAGAAAAACAAUUGCAAGCAUAUAUAUAUCACUGCGUUCUAAAUGGAAAACGGUUAAGAUAG